Necator americanus (New World hookworm) is the source of this 1296-nucleotide messenger RNA. RefSeq lists its product as uncharacterized. The coding region runs from base 1 to 1296 and encodes 431 amino acids. The transcript has 14 exons. NCBI's taxonomy places the organism in Eukaryota, Metazoa, Nematoda, Chromadorea, Rhabditida, Ancylostomatidae. The record is from RefSeq and is a predicted model, not a curated record. Gene Ontology annotation, molecular function: DNA replication origin binding. Gene Ontology annotation, biological process: DNA replication; DNA replication initiation. Gene Ontology annotation, cellular component: nucleus; nuclear origin of replication recognition complex.
AUGCGUUCAAAAGCUGUUCGUCAGUUACAAAGUUUGUUAUCGCAGUGGACCUGUAUCAGUCAUAUUCAUUGCCAUGGGACUGAAGAAGCUGGUGUUCUUGAAGCGAUAGAACAGAUAUUGGUUCAAGACAGAGAACAGGAUGAGUCUUCUCUGUAUGCGAUAAUAAACUGUCUUCUUGUGAAGAGCUCACUAAGAGUGCUGGUCGAAGAGCUUCUACGUCAACUCAAUCUCAAACGUCACGGCAAGGUGGAAACUAUUGAUGCACUGGCAGCAUUUUUGGGAUCUCACCUAUUCUCUGCAAAGAAAAGAGUCAAGCUGACUAUCGUAUUGGAUCAAGCACAAGCGCUUUCAUGCCUUCCAAUAUCAACUGUGAAAAGCUUACUUUCUCUUCCGAAAGCAAUUCCUUUGUGCUGCCCGAAUUCCCCUGAAGAACCUUCCAUACGUUUCAUAACACGUAGCGAAUUACCAUGGAAUUGGAUCCAUUUGUUCAGCACAAUUUCCUGGCCGAUUUCCAUUGGUUUUGAAAGUCCCACUGAAGAAGAAUGCAUUGAAUUGCUUGCGAAAUUUUUGGAAGAAGAUGGUGUUAGCAGAAGAGUGGUGGAAUACAUUGUAAAAGCUGUUUCUUUCGAGACUCGAGAUGCGAAUAGGAUCCUAGAAAUUAUUCGUCUCGUUUGUGCUAAAUACACUGAAAAACACGGUGAUAUUAAUGAAAUAAAGAACAUGAAGUUGUUAUCUAUCGUAGAAGCUUUGAAUGAAACUGAUUGCUUCUAUCAGGACGAGAAUGAGCGUGAUCAACCUAUAAAUCUUCCGUUAUCUUCUAAGUACGUCCUCAUUGCUUCGUUUUGUGCCAGUCAUAAUCCUCCAUCCACUGAUAAACGAUACUUUCUCAAGUUUCAUGGCAAAGAAAAACGCUCAGAAGCCCGAGAAAGACGAGCGGAGCUGUCAGCAGAACAACGUGAAGCAGAUGCUAGAUCUGCAGAUUUACAACGAAUCAAAUGCAUCUAUUUGGCUCUUAUAAAUCUGUAUCCUGUGGAGGAUAUUGAUCUGGAUUUUGACAUUAAUAUGCAGAUUGCCACAUUGUGCACUACUGGUUUAAUAGCAAGGACAACUAGUCCGUCAAAUCUUGAUCAGCCACGAUUUCGGUGCCUGCUCUCAUUUGAGAAUGUGAACGAGAUUGCACAGUCACUAAGGAUUCCACUGACAGAUUAUUUGGACGAACUGCAUAUAAUAUGGCGCGCUUGUACAAAUAUUGAGAGGAAAAAUGAAGAUGGGAUAUCCGAUAAAAUUAAAGGUUAG